Molecule: messenger RNA, 738 nt
Organism: Corylus avellana
Lineage: Eukaryota; Viridiplantae; Streptophyta; Magnoliopsida; Fagales; Betulaceae
Source: RefSeq, a predicted model, not a curated record
AUGGUUGAAUUUGCUAAAAACUUGGCUGAUUUUGCUGCUGCUAGUGGGAAGAAGCAUGUCAUUGUGCUGUCUAGCUUAGACUUUGGGAGGUGGCGAAAUAUUGAUAUGUCAAGAUAUAGAUCAAUAAUUAUGCUUUUAGUUACUUUUAGAUGCCUUCUUUGUACCAAGUUGAUUGAGUUACAUUUGAACUCAGUUGUACGUCUGGGUGGUUAUCUAUGCGUCCAUCUAGACUCACUGUUUGUAGUUGUCUGCGCCAUUUCUUUUGCAAUCUUAUUUAUCCUUUAUCACACCAGUGGUUUGCAGACAUACUACUUUUCUAGCACCAAUAGCGAUGGAACAAAUGAUUACUGCGAGGGACUUGGGUGGAAAAGACUGCAGGAGUGCAACCCUACCCAGAGGGGUUGGAAAUAUCUCAGCACUUUAGCUGAAGGAAAUGCCACACAGGAAGAAAAUCUGCCUUUUGAAGAUGAACUAGAAGAAGAAGAUUACUAUCCAAGCUUGCCCUUUGCUGCACUUUUUUCUUGUUUGAAGGCCAAAGGUUUGAAGGUCACCUGCUUAUUAUGCUACUGCUCAGAAGGGGACAACAUACCAGAUGCUUUCCAUUUGGCCGAGGCGGCAAGCAAACUUCUGGGGAUAAGUCCCAGUAAUUUCCAUUGCAAUGAAGGUGGUAAAUAUAUGGCUCAUUCCAUAUUCGUGGAAGACUGUGUAUGGACCACCCCAGAUAUAUGCAUGUUUUAG